GGAAAUUGUUAUUGCCUAACUUAGGAGGUGUGGUCUGAAUGCCACGUGACAGUGGUGUGAUUCGUUCGUUGUCGAAAGCGACGUCGUUUUUCCCUGCAGAGAGCAAAGAGAAUUGGAUACGAAGUGCGAAGGCAGAAGGCGUUGGUGUUGUUGACGUUGAUGGGACAUACUUGGAAAGAAAAAGGCAGAGUCUCGUGUCUUCAAAUGUGAACGUUGCACCCCUCCCACCCCCAAACUUUCCACUUCAUGGAUGGCAAUCUGUUGAAGAAUCUAAUGCUGAACAGAUAGCGACGCAACUCCCGUGUCAACGCUGUAUACUU
This is a messenger RNA of Geodia barretti, 320 nucleotides long. The record is from the annotation of a GenBank genome assembly. Lineage: Eukaryota; Metazoa; Porifera; Demospongiae; Tetractinellida; Geodiidae.